GGGUCCGCCACUCCUCCUCCCCCCUGUAAAACCAGCUGCAAAUAAACCAUUUCCAAGCAGCAUUCCCAUCCAGCCAUAACCCUUCCCAUGUUAUUGCAGAGCAUCAUUUUCUGACUUCUGAAAGCAUAUAAGCUCCCUAAGCUUUUCUCUAUAAAUAGAUUAUCUUAGGUUGGGUGAAUAGCAAACAGAGUGGCUUUUUUAAUACCAUUGAUUACAUCCCUGCUGGCAGAGAUGCUCCUGCCAAAAAGUUAGGCAGGCUUCAGAUGCAUAAAUAAGGCUUAAUAAUAGUAAUGUAUGUGUGCAGAGUAGUUACUCUUACCAGAGCAACUACAUUCACAGGGCUGCAGUGUCCUAAACUCUACAAUAAUAGUAGGUUGAGGAGCAGUAAUUAGAGAAGAGUAUUAAUCAUGCCCAGCCUGUCAUUUAGGCUCUGGCCAUUAUGUUACGUAUCCCUGCAUUUUGCAUGUCGUUUUCUAACAUGAAGUGUGUGCAGCAGCUGCUCCAGAGAUCCUUUCAGUUAUUUCCCUAUGACAGAUUUGGCCACAUUAAAGCAUUGAGUUUUUAAUAAUCACUGGAAAUACUGUAGAGUAAUAAGAAAGAUCAGGCAUUAAGUAAUGAGUAAAUAGGCAAGAUGGAAGCUAAUGAGCUGGAUUCUUUUAUCUCAACCCAUAUUAUGAAAAUAAUAUAAAAUUAUACCUUGCACUUUCAUGAUAGCAACUGGAUCUAAAUGGUUAUUCAUUUAAAUAUGAAUGAGUAAUUUCUGUUUUAUUUAAAAUGGUAGGAUAAUUUUAACAUCAUGACGUGAACAUAGAAAAGAGCUGUUUUGAGCAGGCUUUUUUUCCCCCCCUCAUUACAUGCUUACAUUUUAAUCCAUUCUAGAGAGAACUUAGGGUAUUUUGGCAGUGACAUCUGUAAGCAGAAUUUCUAUUCAGGAGUUUGAAGGCAUCAUAGCCAUGUUCUGUAAGGACAAAGCAGACCACAGGUUAUUUACAGAGGAGGCCUGUGGGACACAUCAGGAAGGCAGUGCCAAUCUUAAUGGAUUCCAAGGCUACCACCAAAAGAGCAAAACAACAGGGCUUUUUUCAUUCUAAUAAACAAAAUACAAAAGCAAUUUGUAUUACUGUAUUGACUGAAUGUCACUUCCCAGUAAACCAUUUUGAGUAGCUUUGAUCCUGGCUUGGAUGCUUGACAUGUGUGCUUGUGAGUUUAUUCUAAUGAAAACGUUACAGGCAGUGUAAAUGUCAUCAGUGUGACAGUCCUUGAAUAAUUAAGAUGGUUUUUGUCAUGCCUCUACAUUUUUGGGAGGGUUUUGUGGCUUGCAAGUAAUGAAGGUGCAUCCCCUUAGCCCAGUGUCUACAUAUUUUUAUCCUUUCUUAAAGAUACAAAAGUAAAAAAAAAUUACCUGUUUAACUAUUAGUUGUUUGCAGAUAAAAUUAAUUCUGCCUUCUUCUGCACUGAGAAAAAUGGAGAUAAACACCACAGUAUUUCAUGAGACCUUUAAAAAGUUUGUUUUGAAGACACACUGGCCUGUAUUUAAAUCUCAGUCUAAAUACAGACUGAAAUUUAAAAAGAUAAAUGUUCAGAUUGCCAAACCUUGGUUUCAUUUCACGUGGUGGCAAAAACUACAGUUGCACUGAGCAGUUCAGGGAUUCAGAUCACGUGGAUUUUAGAGCUGGGUUGCAAUGACUGAUAUGCAUAACACUAAAGUGCAAGUGAUUGAGAGCUUUAUCCCAUAAAAUGAAAAAUACUCUAUAUUUUAUAGACACCUGUUCUAAGAAGUCAGGAGAAGAUGGUUGGCUGUUGGUUUUUCACCUCUGGGCCAGUGUCUCUCAGUGCCAAAAUUGAGAGGAAGGGAUACUGUAAUGGAGAAGCCAUCCCAAUCUAUGCAGAAAUUGAGAACUGCUCUUCUCGUUUGAUUGUUCCAAAAGCUGCCAUUUUCCAAACACAAACUUACCUGGCCAGUGGGAAGACAAAAACCUUCCGUCAGAUGGUUGCCAAUGUCCGAGGAAACCACAUUGCCUCUGGGAGUACAGAUACCUGGAAUGGGAAAACUCUGAAAAUCCCACCUGUAUCCCCAUCUAUACUUGACUGCUGCAUUAUUAGAGUAGAAUAUUCAUUAGCUGUGUAUAUCCAUAUUCCUGGUGCUAAGAAAUUGAUGAUUGAAAUGCCUGUGGUGAUUGGCACUAUUCCAUGUAUUGGAUUUUCAAGCAGAAACUCCAGCAUUACCAGCCAGUUUAGUAUGGAUAUGAGUUGGCUGGCAUUGACCAUGCCUGAACACCCUGAAGCACCACCAAAUUAUGCUGAUGUAGUGUCUGAGGAAGAGUUUUCCAGACAUGUUCCUGCUUAUCCACCUCCCAUUGACUGUGAGGAACAGUUGUGUUGUCCUGUCUUUGCUUACAUACAAGAGUUCCGGUUUCAGCCUCCACCUCUUUAUUCAGAGAUUGAUCCACAUCCAACUGAUGUAGAAGAAGUUCAGCCUGUUUCAUUCAUGCUCUGAGGAUUUGUAAUGAGCAUCAUUGUGAUGAAUGUCUUAAUCUUUCUGCUGCUUAAGCUGGUAGUGCAGCUAAAAAGGAAACAGUUUUCUUUUUCAAAACUUCAGUCUGUGUACGAGAAAGGCAAAGGAAAAUGGAGAAGGAGGUAUGAGCACGUUUGGUGAUAAAAGAGAACCUGCUGGAUUAGUCUGCACAGAGGAUAACAGGAGCAGCUGAGCUUGGGAUACUUGAGAAGUACCUGAAAAUACUGAAACGAAAAUGCAUCAAUGAAAUACUGAAUGUUUUCCAAAAAGUGGAUACACUACACAAAGUACGAGGAGGAGGAGAUGUGUGGAUCUUCUGAGGAGAAAAGAAUUUAUGUUUUGUUUGCAACGCUCUGGAAGAAUGUACAUAGUGACGUCGAGAGCUCCUGUAGUAGAACAGAAUGUGGGGUGAGAAAACAUUUCCAAAAGAUUCCAGUGUUCAAGGGGCUUCAGCUUUGCACUGUCUGCAUCCAAAAGAGGGGCACUACUGCAACACAGAGCGAACUCUUAACUCCAUAUUUGAUGGGAGCCUGCCCUUCUCACAACUGCCAAGUGGUACUAUUUCCUCAUUCAUCAUGAUCCUGAGGACACCCGCCGUGGAUGACAGAAUGGCUGUUACUCAAUAUUACAAAGGCAACCAUUUCCUGAAUGCAAGACACAAGUGUGGAACAAACUGAACUUUGAGACGAGCUUAUGCACUAUGCUUUCUUUCAAGGGAUUUCUUAAGGGAAUUACUCUAACCUCUUCUACUGUGAGUUCUUCUUCUGCAUCUUAAGCCUAUGGAUAGCAUGAUAAGGGGAAGCUUGGCAAGGGAGAAACCUUCUGCCAGCAGCAGGUAUACUUAGCAAAAUGGACAAUAUUUAUUUAUUCAGAAGCCUUUAUAAGCCUACCUCUGUUUUGGAUAUUUACUUAUGGUCAGAUUUGAGACCAAAAAAAGUCUUGUUAAAGCUCCAGUAUACUUCAAGGUUCUAAAAGGGACCCUAAAUGGUUUCUGUGGUUAGUGAAUGAGAUAUGAGGUGUAGGGAGAGGUGUAAAUAUACCCAGAAUAGACAUAGCUUAUAACUGAAGUGAAAGCAGACAUCAGGGGAACAAAGUCCUCUGGUAAUGGCACAAAGCUUUUCAUUACUCCUGCAUUUUUGUCUAAAGAUCUAUUGUCAGGGGCUGCACUGGUCAAUUGCUAUCCAUACUAUAUAUGUUGGUGUGUUUCCUUGUUUGUUUUUGCUGUUUCAUUUUGUUUUGGUGCAAUAUUUUAAUGUUUUCUUCCUCAGGUCAUUUAGAACAGUGAGAGUUUGUUGCUGCUAAGAGUGAAGGCACAGCAUUUACUUGCCCUUCUGCUGCCUUCAUUUAAAAGUAGAGUGUUUGCUUCCUGCCAGCCAUCAAUUGGGAUCAGUAAACAAUCACCAACAGAUCACUUACAGGAGCAGAAAACAGCAUUGUCAACAUGCAUGUUUACAGUCCUGUCUUUGAAAUACAGGGGAUUUUGGACUCCUAGAAAUACUCCAUAUGUCUUACAGAAGGGUUUGGGGUUAAACCCCGGUGCUUCAUGUGGUAGAACAGUGUAUUUUCUGAUAACUACAAAAAUAGCAAUUCAUUCCAUCAAUAACUGCAGUUUAAACAAAGUCUAAAUGUUUUUUAUGAAAUCUGUCUCUUCACUUAAGAAGCAGGGAUUUUUCUACAGGCAUACACAUGCAUGUAUUUAGUCUCCUUUUAGUUUUACUUCCCUUACAUUGUCUAAUUUCUAGCACUUCACCUCAAAUCCCUUUUGCAUCAGUGUGAAAGACAGACUGCUGGAGAUUCACAUUUCUAAACUGCAGUUACUCCUUUCAUUUGCAACAUUUAGUAUUGUCUUCUACAGCAAAUGCAGCUUUAACCAAAAUUUGAGUGCAUGAUUUAGAAAGGACAUUCUAAAAAUGAUUAUUUAAGUCUCAAGGUGUAGCUCUCAUGCCUUUUUAUUUAUUCAAGUGAAGGCCUGCCCAUACAAUCAAUGCAGGAUUUUCAUUUACAUCAUCUGGAAAGGGAACAAGCAUCUUUUCCUUAAACAGAUACCAUUAUAGUUACUUGAAAAGUAAUUUGGUCUUGUAAUAACUUGCAUGGUAAUAAUUUAAAAUAUUAGCUUAAAGAACAUUAGGUGCUUUUUUGGACUGUAAUACAUGAUAGGUGAUGUGUGCUACCUGGUAUACUAAUGGUCAAGCAAACAGCAGUAUGAAGGGUAAAGGUGUGCUUUUUUUUUUUUUUUCCUAAAAUCUUUGAGUUGUUUUCUAUUCUUUGCAGAUAAACUGUGGCCUUAGAUUGUUUGCUGCAAAAAAGUCGACUAUUAUGUGUUUCUUAGGAAGCACACAUGGCCCUUCAAAGGAGGGGUGAAAACAAGAUUAAGUUCUGCUCUCUGGCACUUGGCUUAGUGCAGAAAUUGAUCCUUAAAAAUAAUUACUGUUUGCACAAUAAUAAGUUCAAUAUGCAGGGGCUUUGUUUUGAUAACUGUGAAACAGUUUAAAAGAGACAAAAUAAAAAAAGCUGUUUAACAUACAGGAACAUGAUUGUAUUUUGUACUAAUGAAUGAGCCCCAUGGGUUCUUUGUUAAUAAAAGUGUCAAAUCUA
Molecule: messenger RNA, 5110 nt
Organism: Taeniopygia guttata (zebra finch)
Lineage: Eukaryota; Metazoa; Chordata; Aves; Passeriformes; Estrildidae
Gene: ARRDC4
Product: arrestin domain containing 4
Biological process (GO): protein transport
Cellular component (GO): cytoplasm; plasma membrane
Molecular function (GO): ubiquitin-like ligase-substrate adaptor activity
Source: RefSeq, a predicted model, not a curated record